CCAUUGGCGAUCGACAGAACGAUGGAAGGGCGCGGCAAGAAAGCAUCCAAGCGAGGUGAAGGCAGCGAUGGCGGCGGCAGUAAAAGCGGCGGCAAGGGCAAGGGUGUCAGUACCAAACCCAAACGAGAAGACCGUCGUCGUGGCGCUCCGCGGGAGGAAACCCAAGGCGAAGAAGAGACAAACCUGUCCUUUAAGCGUCGAUCGUUCCCCAUCUCGCUGCGCAUGUGGGACUUCCAGCAAUGCGAUUCCAAGCGCUGCACGGGGCGCAAGUUGUGCCGCCUCGGGUACGUCACGAGCAUGAAGCCCGGCGCGCACUUCCGUGGAAUCGUGUUGUCGCCGCAUGGGACCAAGAUCGUGUCGCGCGAAGAUUUGGGGAUCGUCGAAUCGAUUGGCAUUUCCGUGAUCGACUGUUCGUGGGCUCGGAUUCAAGAAAUGGGCAUCAAGCAGAUCAAGUCGGGGACCCAUCGCUUGCUGCCCUUCCUCGUCGCGGCCAACACGGUCAACUAUGGGAAGCCUCACAAGCUGUCGUGCGUCGAAGCCAUCGCCGCGACCUUGUACAUCGUCGGCUUGGCGGACGAAGCGGUGCAGCUGAUGGACGAGUUUCCAUGGGGCAUGGAGUUCCUCAAGAUCAACGCCGACGUGUUGGACGCGUAUGCCGCCUGUGAAACCUCGGACGAAGUCGUUGCGGCCCAAGACGCGUACCUUGCAUCGUGCCAAGCAGAAGUGGACGAUCGACGGAACCGAUUGGAUCUGCCGUCUCUCAGUGACAACGACGACGACGGUAGCGAAGUCGACAGUGACGCUCACGACGACGAAGCAGAGGCUGCCAUGGUCUUCAAGAUUCACCGCCCGCAUGCUACUACCACGUUGGAUGCACCGGACGAAUACGAUCAACUGCCAGCGACCGACUGGGCUGCCGCCAAAGCGUCCGUCGCGAAAACGAAAGACGCACGUCAAGCGCUGGCAGCUGCCCGUGACCAGUCCUCCUUGCCCUCUGGUUUGUCAGAAGACCAAGGCGACGACGACGCGCUGUUUGCGGCGGCCAUGGCCAACGUCACGGACACAGUUGCGGCCGUGACGCUGGAACACACGCUGCGCGCGACGUCUGGGGAUGCCUCGUUUGCGCUCCCUCGCGAAGCGUUCGAGUCGUGGCAGUCGGACGCCGAGGCCGCCGCUUCGGCAUCCACCAGCAAGACAUCUCCUCUUCCUCCUCCUAUUCCAUCGCAUGUUGUUGGAGCCGAGUCUCCAGCACGGCAGACUAGUCUUUAGUGUUUCUGACAUGACUUGAAUAUAUACGAAAUACAAGCACGUGGUGACUUGGUG
Messenger RNA from Aphanomyces astaci, 1323 nucleotides. RefSeq lists its product as hypothetical. Bases 22 to 1269 code for a protein of 415 amino acids. Gene Ontology annotation, molecular function: rRNA small subunit aminocarboxypropyltransferase activity. The record is from RefSeq and is a predicted model, not a curated record. The transcript is spliced from 3 exons. NCBI's taxonomy places the organism in Eukaryota, Oomycota, Saprolegniomycetes, Saprolegniales, Verrucalvaceae. Gene Ontology annotation, biological process: maturation of SSU-rRNA.